Linum tenue is the source of this 1461-nucleotide messenger RNA. The record is from the annotation of a GenBank genome assembly. Lineage: Eukaryota; Viridiplantae; Streptophyta; Magnoliopsida; Malpighiales; Linaceae.
AUGUUAUCUUCUUCCGGAGACAAUUUAUUGGAGAGGUUGAAUCUUAUUGACACGAUUCAACGAUUGGGGAUCGAUUUCAUGUUCGAGGAAGAAAUCGAACAAAUUCUUCAACACGAUUACGAGAACAUCGGUCCGAAUGCUUGCAACAUUGACGGUGACAUCUUUCUUGUCGCGCUUCGUUUCAGACUGCUCAGACAACAAGGUUAUAAUGUACCGAGUGCGCUCGUAUUUGGCAAGUUCAGAACUGAAGAGGCUGAAUUCAGAGAGGAAAUAACUAGCGACGCGGAAGGCAUGCUAAGCUUGUACGAAGCUGCAUAUAUGCGCACACAAGACGACAACAUCCUCGACGAAGCUCUCGACUUCACCAAAAAACACCUGACCGCCAUGGCGCGUGAACUGGCGUCCCCACUCGCCGAGCGCGUCGCGCACGCCCUGCACCGGCCCCUACGCAGAGGCAUGAGAAGGGCUGAACACCUCUUCUUCGUAUCCAUCUACCCACAGAUGGACGGCCACGAUGCAGGGCUCCUGAAGCUGGCCAGGUUGGGUUUCAACCUGCUGCAGAAUCUGUACCAGAAGGAGCUCAAAGUUCUCACCAAGUGGUGGAUCGAGUUGGAUUUGCCGAGGAAGCUGUACUACGCGCGGGACAAACUGCUAGAGAACUACUUCUGGGCGAUGGGAUGCUUGUGGGAGCCCAAAUUUUCGCUGUCCAGAUACUGUUUCAUGAAGCUCAUUCCAAUUGCGUCGAUGUACGAUGACACGUUCGACGCAUGGGAUACUAGCACGAAAGACCUUAACACAAAUAUGAAAAUCUUGUUCGACGCGGUUAUUGAUUCCUAUGAUGACAUUCAAGAGAUCACGUCCAAUGAAUUCGGACGAUCUUACUGUUGGGAAUACGGAAAACCUGCGCUGAAGAAUGUUGUAAGGUUGUACUUGGAAGAAGCACGUUGGCUGGCUAAGGGUUAUGUGCCUACUUUGGAGGAAUACAGGCACAUUUCAUCCCUCAGCACUAUCUACCAAUGGGCAGCGUUUUCGGUAUUCUGUGGAAUGGGUGAUGAGUUAGCUCCCAAGGAACUGUUUGACUGGUUAUUCACAGAGCCUAAAAUGUUAGUAGCUUCGUCGGACCAAUGUCGUCUCAUGGAUGACAUCAUGACCCAUGAGUUUGAACAGGAAAGGGGGCACGCCCCUUCGUCCGUUGAAUGUUACGUGGAACAAUAUGGCGUGUCGACACAGAAGGCAGUAGACGCACUGAGUAACAUGGUGGAAGAGGACUGGAAGAUAAUGAAUGGGGAGUUGCUCAGUCCACCGAAUUGUGUACCUAGAAAAGUCCUCUCGAUAUUUCUUGCUUUUGCACAGAUUAUGGAUGUCCUUUACAAGGACAGUGAUGGCUACACCAACUCUGCCACCACCACUAAGGAUUUACUAACUGCUUUGCUCGUCACUCCAUUCCCCAUUUCAUCGUAA